Messenger RNA from Encephalitozoon cuniculi GB-M1, 834 nucleotides. RefSeq lists its product as uncharacterized. The transcript has a single exon. The record is from RefSeq and is marked provisional. Lineage: Eukaryota; Fungi; Microsporidia; Unikaryonidae. The coding region runs from base 1 to 834 and encodes 277 amino acids.
AUGGAUCAAGACAUGGUAGAGUUGGUGCUGAGGAGCCGGUCCAAGAUCGUGUUCAGCAACAGCGAGUCUGGCCUGCCCUCUCUGGCUCUUGACGCAGAGACGGUGGAGGCCUUCACCCUGGAGAAGUUCAAGGAGCUAAUUGCCACCCAUGCAGGAGAAGGAAAGGACUUUAUCAUUGCCGAAGUGACAACGAGAGACCCCACGACGGAGUUUGUCUUCAGAAGCUACUACUCCGCAGUUGAGCUGAAUAGAAUUCUCUUUUGUGUUGAGGAUAACAACAAUCUUUUGUACAGGGUGAUGGCUAAGAAUCCAAUAAAUAACCUUAAGAUCACCGGAAAGGUCUUCUACUACAAGGUGACGCCCGAGAUCUUGGCCAGAGCAGCGAAUUCAAGCUCUGGCGAAUGUGCCUGGGGACAUGAAAUGGUGAUCAUGGCAGACUACUUUGCUAGCGACGAGGACCUACUCUUUGACCCAUCGGUGAGAAGGUAUUUUGCUCGGAACUUUGUCAAGGAAGAGUAUUUUGUACAUAGACUCGGGCAUGCAGAAAGCCCCGUGGUGAUUUCUGAGGACCUGCUCGAGAACUACCGUGAUGACAAGUUCGGCCUCAAGAUCAUACUCUACACAAACAUAGGCACGAUACUUGUUGUUUUCGGAAUGUGCAUGCUUCUCGGGUCCAGAGAGACCUUUAUUGUUGCAAUAGCUCCUCUCUCGAUGACUCUCCUUUUCUCCAUUCUCUUCCUGGUUCUCUAUGUCCUGCUUUUCGAGACUCCAGAAACCCUUACAUCGAUAUUCAACUUCAGAAAGGUCCGAUCCAGGCAUGAAGCAACUAAUUAA